Messenger RNA from Populus euphratica (Euphrates poplar), 644 nucleotides. RefSeq lists its product as uncharacterized. The record is from RefSeq and is a predicted model, not a curated record. NCBI's taxonomy places the organism in Eukaryota, Viridiplantae, Streptophyta, Magnoliopsida, Malpighiales, Salicaceae. Bases 240 to 638 code for a protein of 132 amino acids. The transcript has a single exon.
UACAUUGAUCAUGUGGAGAUGGGAAAUGCAAUUAAUUAAUGUUUAUACUUGUAACCACUGUACUGUACUCGUCUCAACGGUGUUAAGCCUCGACUCUCAAGUGAGGCCAUGCGCUACUUUAUCAUAUCCUUCAAUUUCCCCCUCAAGUCAGACCAACCACAUCUAAUAAUAUCCUGACCUCUCCCUUCACAUAAGUUCUCUCCCACAUCUCGUUCCUUUCCUGCUAGAUCACUGAUCACAUGGCUCAAGAUCAUCACCGAAUCCCUCCCAGGAACACCGAUCUCACCACCACUUCCCGGUGGCCACUUCGACGGAGACUUUCCCUACGUAGGCGUAAACCGCCCAUAAUACGUCUAGGAGGAGAGAAGCCUCGACGACGAAGGAUGCUUUUAUUGAGGAUGUUAAGAGGAACGCGGUUGAGGUGGCUAAAACUGCGAUACCUAUGCAUGUUCAAGAAGCUUAAGGAAUGUUAUCGUAAUUUUAUCAAGGAUCUGCCGGUAUCUGGAGUGACUAUAGAGGCUUAUCAACAAAGGCUUUUAAUGGAGACCUCUUUUGCUGUUCCUGGCAUGGGUAUUACUUUCUCCAACUUUCUUUCCGUCCAGGCUGGAUCCAAUCCCUCUCGAUCAUUCAUGGCGUAAAAUGUG